Molecule: messenger RNA, 924 nt
Organism: Phytophthora sojae
Lineage: Eukaryota; Oomycota; Peronosporomycetes; Peronosporales; Peronosporaceae
Exons: 3
Coding region: 1-924 (307 amino acids)
Biological process (GO): tetrahydrofolate interconversion
Cellular component (GO): cytosol
Molecular function (GO): methenyltetrahydrofolate cyclohydrolase activity; methylenetetrahydrofolate dehydrogenase (NADP+) activity
Source: RefSeq, a predicted model, not a curated record
AUGGCGGCGCGGGUCAUCGACGGCAAGGCCAUCGCCAAGGCGCUGCGCGCGGCGCUCAAGGGCGACGUCGCAGCGCUCACAGCCAAGCAUGGACGAGCGCCAGCUCUGGGGCUCAUCAUGGUGGGCGACCGCAAGGACUCGGCGCUGUACGUGCGCAACAAGACCUCAGCCUGCCGCCGUACGGGCAUCCGCUCCGAGAACUUCCUCUUCGACGAAGGCGUCUCCCAGGACACGAUCGUGCAGAAGGUGGAGGAGCUGAACGAGGACCCGACCAUUGACGGCAUUCUGCUGCAGCUGCCGCUGCCAGGCACGCAGCUCAACGCGCAGCAGAUCAUCGACCGCAUCCACCACGACAAGGACGUGGACGGACUGCAUCCGUUCAACGCGGGCGAGCUGGCCAUGCGAGGACGAUACCCGUAUCUCAUCCCGUGCACAGCCAAAGGGAUCUUGGCGCUGUUGGACGAACAGCACACCCCGCUGCGCGGGAAGACGGCGGUGAUUAUCGGGCGCAGCAACUUGGUGGGGAACCCCGUGAGCAUGCUGCUCCAGAAGCGAGACGCGACGACGAUCCUGUGCCACUCCAAGACGGUGGAUCUGCCGCGCUAUGUGCGUCAGGCUGACGUGGUCGUGGCGGCCUGUGGCCAACCGUACCUUGUGCGUGGAGAAUGGCUGAAACCUGGCGCCACGGUGAUUGAUGUCGGCAUCAACUUCGUGCGUGACGUGGAUAACGAGUUCCAUGGCGAGGCCAACGCGGACGGCUUCAAGCUCGUUGGCGACGUUAAUUUCCUGGAGGCGCGUGAAGUGACUGGAGCUGUUACGCCUGUCCCGGGAGGUGUGGGCCCCAUGACCAUCGCCAUGCUGCUGCACAACGUCGUCGAGGCAUUUAAACGCCGGAUGGACAAUGGAAAAAAGGGCGUGCUGUGA